Messenger RNA from Microthlaspi erraticum, 1044 nucleotides. NCBI's taxonomy places the organism in Eukaryota, Viridiplantae, Streptophyta, Magnoliopsida, Brassicales, Brassicaceae. The record is from the annotation of a GenBank genome assembly.
AUGGGAACAGAAGCCGUAACCAUCACGACCUUCCUGUGCCAAGACGAGACAGAGUCAACAGAAUUCGAGAAGAAUCAGAAACGGUACCAAGACCUAAUCUCCACGUUUUCUCACUCCAAAGGCUGGAGACCCGAAGAAUCGCUAAUCGAGCAUGGUGGUCACUGGUUCAUACAGCGUCGCCUGGAAGGUUGCCUUCACGCGCAAGACUUCUUCCAAAUGCGAGCUAGUGACUUAAUGCUGUGUAGCCACCCAAAGACAGGUACGACUUGGCUCAAAGCUCUAACUUUCUCCAUUGUCAAUCGGUCCCGCUUCGACGAGUCCUCAAACCCUUUCCUAAAACGCCACCCUCAAGAGUUUGUGCCUUACAUUGAGAUCGACUUCCCUUUCUACCCUGAAGUUGAUGUUCUCAAUGACAAAGGAAACACUCUGUUCGCGAGUCACUUGCCACACGGGUUAUUACCCGAUUCGGUUGUGAAGUCCGGUUGUAAGAUGGUUUACAUAUGGAGAGACCCAAAGGACACUUUCAUCUCCUUGUGGUUUUUCCUCAGCAAGGAAAAGUCAAAACGUGGCCCUCUCAACAAUCUUGAGGAGUCUUUUGAUAUGUUCUGUCGAGGUUUGUCUUAUUACGGUCCUUAUCUAGAUCAUGUUAUGUCGUAUUGGAAAGCUUACCAAGAGAAUCCAAAACGGAUGUUGUUCCUCAAGUACGAGACUAUGAGAGCCAAUCCUUUGCCCUAUGUGAAGAUGCUGGCUGAGUUCAUGGGUUAUGGAUUCACUAUAGAAGAAGAGAAGAAAGGAGUUGCUGAGAAAUUGGUGAAUCUUUGCAGCUUUGAAACGUUAAAGAAUCUUGAAAGUAACAAAGGGGAGAAAGAGAGAAAGGACCGUUAUACUAUUUUUCCAAACAGUGCAUAUUUCAGGAAGGCUAAGGUGGGAGAUUGGCAGAACUAUUUGACUCCGGAGAUGGCAGCUCGGAUCGAUGGAUUGAUGGAAGAGAAAUUCAAGGAUACUGGUUUGCUUGAACAUGGUAAAAUGAUCAAUGAUUAUUGA